Microthlaspi erraticum is the source of this 1389-nucleotide messenger RNA. The record is from the annotation of a GenBank genome assembly. Lineage: Eukaryota; Viridiplantae; Streptophyta; Magnoliopsida; Brassicales; Brassicaceae.
AUGGAGGUUUUCUCGAAGCUGUUGCAAUCUAGAUACUCUUCAGGUUACAUCGCCUACCAUCCCAACACGUCUGAGCUAGAUAUCUCUCACCUGAUGUUCGCUGACGACGUCAUGAUAUUUUUUGACGGUAUGAGCUCUUCUUUACAUGGUAUCAAUGAGACGUUGGAUGAUUUUGCUGGCUGGUCAGGUCUUCAUAUGAACAAGGAAAAGACGGAGCUCUUCAUGGCAGGUUUGAGUCUUAAUGAAUCCGCAUCCAUUGCUUGUUACGGAUUCCCUAUCGGCUCUUUCCCCAUAAGAUACCUAGGCCUUCCCUUAAUGAGCAGGAAGCUGCGGAUUAACGAGUAUGCCCCUCUUGUGGAGAAAAUUUCUAAGAGUUUCACUACUUGGUCGAUUGAAUCUCUCUGCUCAAGAUUCCUGUGGUCAGGCACUAUUGAUAUGUGCAACAAAGCUAAAGUUGCUUGGUCUACGGUUUGCUUACCUAAAGCGGAGGGAGGUUUGGGUUUGAGGCGUUGCAUAGACUGGAACAGAGUCCUUAAUUUGCGUCUCAUUUGGCUGCUGUUUUCUUCGAGCGGCUCACUCUGGGUGGCUUGGCAUAAGCAUCAUAACCAUAACGACGUCUCUAAUUUCUGGAUGCAGAGUGAAAGCAACUCACAGUCUUGGACUUGGAGAAGUUUACUAAGGUUGCGUCCUCUAGCAGGAAAGUUUCUAAGGUGUACCCUGGCUGCUCCAAGAUCAGAAAGGGCAUUGGCGCUCCAUAUUUUUCUAUCGACAAUCGCUCUCCCUUUAGACCCACUUAAAUGUGACUCUUACCACUGGUACGUUAAAGACCAGAAUUGCCAUGGUUUCUCCGCGGCUAAGACUUGGGAAAUAGUAAGACCAAGAGAAGCUGAGAAGUCUUGGUCCGCCUCAGUGUGGUUCAAAGGAGCUACGCCUAGAAACGCCUUCACAAUGUGGAUAGCCACUCUUGAUCGGCUGCCAGUUAGAUCGAGAUUGGUCGCCUGGGGUUUGCAGGUUUCGCCAGUGUGUGUUUUGUGUUCCUCCCAGCCCGAAUCAAGAGAUCACCUCAUGUUGUCUUGCCACUUUAGCUCCACUAUAUGGCGAGAAGUCAUGGCAAGGAUAGACCCAUCUCAGCCAGACUUCAGCUCUUGGACUGGCCUCCUCACGUGGACUUGUGGAAACAGCAACAACUCGCCAUCAAUGCUUCGCAAGUUAGUGACCCAAGCGGUGGUGAACGGUAUUUGGAAGCAGAGAAAUAAUCUCUUACAUAAUUCUGUCUCGGUUACUCCUCUCUGUAUUUUCAGAGACUUAGACAGGCACAUCAUCAACACGAUCAAUGCAAGAAGGAGUCGUCGUGAUUUUGAGAAUCUCAUGAGCCAUUGGCUCCGAUAA